AUGGAUCGGGAGCUGGAGGAGGCGAACUGCAAGUUCGCGUGGCUCAAGCUCGCCUGCGCGGAGGACGAGCUCGACACCUGCGCCACCCUGAUCUCGGAGCUCAAGGUUCUUCUCACAAAGUUUCCUAGCCUGCCACCAUCAUUUAAGAAUACACCCAAUGCAGUUGCGGAGCUGAGACUCGCAAGGGCCAUAUACGAGUUUGCUGUCAUCUUCAGCAUCAGAGUUAAGGACCAAGAUGCAUUUGAGAGGAACUUCUUCCAACUAAAAGUCUUCUACAUGGAUACAAGAAGCAUACUCCCACCAUCACCAGAAGAAUAUCGAAUUUGGGGGCUUAAUCUUCUGAGGCUGUUGGCUGAGAACAGAGUAGCUGAAUUCCACACUGAGCUGGAACUUCUGCCCCCCAGAGCCCUAGACCAUCCUUGCAUCAAAUAUGCAGUCGAGCUUGAGCAAUCCUUUAUGGAAGGUACCUACAACCGAUUAACCAAUGGUCAGCGAGCUGUGCCACAUGAGACAUACCUCUACUUCAUGGACCCUUCUUGCUGA
This is a messenger RNA of Triticum turgidum subsp. durum (durum wheat), 543 nucleotides long. NCBI's taxonomy places the organism in Eukaryota, Viridiplantae, Streptophyta, Magnoliopsida, Poales, Poaceae. The record is from the annotation of a GenBank genome assembly.